AUGCCUGGGACGCCAUCGUCACGGCACGUAUCAGCAGUGGGUGAGGACGUCGACGACUUCGCUCUCCGCCUCAACACCCUGAUGCAGCAGUUGGCGCGGUACGGCGACGAUGACAUCGAUGAGAGAGCCGUCGAGAAGCUCCUCCACGUCGUCCCCAAGAAGUAUUCGCAGGUCGCCAUCGCGAUCGAGAUGUUGCUAGACUUCUUCGAGCUGUCGAUCAAGGAGGUGACGGGUCGCCUCAAGGCCGUCGACAACCGCGAGUAG
This is a messenger RNA of Miscanthus lutarioriparius, 264 nucleotides long. Lineage: Eukaryota; Viridiplantae; Streptophyta; Magnoliopsida; Poales; Poaceae. The record is from the annotation of a GenBank genome assembly.